Molecule: messenger RNA, 1482 nt
Organism: Colletotrichum higginsianum IMI 349063
Lineage: Eukaryota; Fungi; Ascomycota; Sordariomycetes; Glomerellales; Glomerellaceae
Product: Dimethylallyl tryptophan synthase 1
Exons: 2
Coding region: 1-1482 (493 amino acids)
Biological process (GO): alkaloid metabolic process
Molecular function (GO): prenyltransferase activity
Source: RefSeq, a predicted model, not a curated record
AUGAUGGAGGCUACCUCGACCGACCAGUUUCCCUUGUGGGACUCUCCCUUCAGAGGCAAGACCAAGUCUUGGAUGUACAAGGGAGCCGGUGCCACGGAGUCAAAGUCAAAGUCAACGUCAAAACCAGAACACGACGGGACGUUGGUCUUCCCGUCGGUCUCGAAGUGGUUGCCGCCACGGGAUGAGCACAGCGACUAUUGGUGGAACAUGGCCGGGCCUCACUUUGCAACCCUUUUCCGCAACGCCGGCUACAGCCUGGAGGAGCAGUACGAGGCCUUGCUAUUUGUCUAUCACCAGGUUAUCCCGAGACUGGGUGCCGCCCCUGGGUCCAGCGACUCGGCGGCGGCGGCGGCGGCGGGCGGGGACAGCGGGCUCUCCCUCGACAACACGCACAUCGAGUACAGCUGGCGGUGGAACGAAGCCGACACGAAGCCCGAGAUACGGAUGGUCAUGGAGCCCUUCAGCCGGUUCGCCGGCACCUACCUGGACCCCCUGAACCUCAGGCCGGCGACCGAGAUGCUCUACUCCAUGACACCACAGGUCCCCUCGCUCGACAUGAGCCUGUUCAACCACUUCGUCGCCAAGUUCUACGACGCCGCGCACCACAAGUACCUCGAGACCAACGAGCGACCCGUCAUGACCAACGUCUGCCUCGGCUUCGAGUUCCUGGGCCACGACAUCCUCCCCAAGGCCUACUUCUUCCCGCGCAAGCUCGGCCACGUCGGGAUCACGCCGAUGGCCGUCUGGGAGGACGCCAUCGCCACGGCCGUCCCAGGGAGCCCCAGCAUGGCCACCGUCUUCUCGUUCGUCAAGGACGACGCCCCCAAGCUCGGGCUGACGCUGACGCCGCUGUGGCUCGGCAUCGACAACGUCCGGCCGGCCGACGCGCGCCUCAAGCUGUACUGCGUCGAGUCGCGCACCUCGUUCGAGAGCGUCCGCACCGCCCUCACCAUGGGCGGCAGGAUCGCCGUCGAGGAGGGCAUGCUGGACGGCGUCUGGGACCUCAUGCGGGCCGUCUGCGCCCUGCCGGCCGACUUCCCGCGCGACAGGGACCUGCCGAGGGCGCCGGCGUACAACGCGGCGACGGACGGCGUCGACACGGCGGGGCUGUGGGGCACGUUCGUGUACUACUUCGACAUCGGGCUCGGCCGUAACGAGGGGGUGCCGGACAUCAAGUUCUACAUCCCCGUGUGCCACUACGGCGCCGACGACGAGGCGAUCGCGUCGGCUAUCACGGCGUGGAUGACGGGCCACGGGCGCGGGCAGUACGUAGACGCCUACUGGGACUCGCUGCGGCAGAUCAUCUCGCACCGGGGGCUGGAGGAGUCGCGCGGGGCGCACAUGUGGCUUUCGAUGAUGGUCAAGGGCGGGAGGUUGCAGGUGACGACGUACAUCGCGCCCGAGGGCCACCAUCCGAAGCGACAGCGGGGGGGUCAGAGGGCUCGUUCUGGGAUAGCAGAGCUUGUCACGCGCAAGUCCUGA